Hyaloperonospora brassicae is the source of this 333-nucleotide messenger RNA. The record is from the annotation of a GenBank genome assembly. NCBI's taxonomy places the organism in Eukaryota, Oomycota, Peronosporomycetes, Peronosporales, Peronosporaceae.
AUGAACGUGCUGCGCGUUUGCAAGGGCAAACCCGUAACGUCCAACUCCUUCGUACGUCGCUUCGCCUCAGCGGCCACAGAAGAUGCUACUCACGUCCCUCCAGCCGCUCCUGUCGUCGUGAAGAAGGGCGGCAGCUCUUUCGUGCAGCGAAUCGUGUCAUUCGGAGUGGGUGUGGCGGUGGGUGCCGGCUACGGUCUGUACGUGCUGACGGAGGAUAUCGAGAAGUCGACGCAGCAGAUUCAGAGCUCCGUGGGCGUACUCAAGCACGAGAUGAUCGCGCAGAACGCGGGACUGACGAAGCGGAUCGAGGCGCUCGAGGAGAAGACGAAUUGA